This is a messenger RNA of Coregonus sp. 'balchen', 5447 nucleotides long. NCBI's taxonomy places the organism in Eukaryota, Metazoa, Chordata, Actinopteri, Salmoniformes, Salmonidae. The record is from the annotation of a GenBank genome assembly.
AUGGACAACGAGACCUUCAGGUAAUGUAGUAGUACUGUAUUAGUAUUCUAGUAUUACUGUAGGACUAUUCUAAUAGUACUGUAGUACGUAGUACAGCAUGGAUGAUAAGACCUUCAGGUACUGGAGUACCUGUUACGGUCAAUUUGCAGGAUAUUAAGACACACUAACAAACAAACACACUCAACAGAGAGCCAUUCAGUUCUUCUAUUCUUCCUCUUCUUCUAAGUUGAUUCGAUAUAUCUGAGGCCACCUGUUACAUUAAAACUGAGGUUAUUGAUUCAAAACAAAGACCUAUAGACUUUACAACACAAGCCAAUGUAAGGCAUUGACAAUGAGACCUUCACGUACUGUAGUAGGAAGAGUGUGUCGGGUGUUCUUGAAUUCUCCAUAUUGGAUCUUAUAACCAACGUUUCAGUCAAUAGAUAAGACAUUCACCAGGGUUCUUUUAAAAAAUAUGCUUUACUGCGAACUACAAACUACUCUCCUUUUAAGUGUAGAACACUCAGACACACAAACACUCUCGACAGAGUCAUUCAGUCACUCUACCUGAGUGCAGUUGAUUCGAUAUAUCCAAGGUUGAACACUAUCACUGUUGCCCAUUAUGUAUCAAUGGCUAUAACAGAGUGCAUCAAUUUAAAACAAAGACCUAUAGACUUGACAACACGCCAAUCUAUGAGAAGGUACAUAAGGGAAUGGUGAGUUGAGUGUCGACUUGUUACUUUCGAUGUAUGAGUAUUGAUCUCAUGUUCAGUUCAGCUCACAAAGCACAGUAUGAACUGGAAAGCCCCUUGGCCAUCAGAGAGAGUGAGAGAAUAAAGUGGUGUGAGUGUGAGAGUAAGAGAGUGAGAGAGAGAGUGAGAGAAUGAGAGAGAGAGAGAGAGAGAGAGAGAGAGAGAGAGAGAGAGAGAGAGAGAGAGAGAAAGCCAGUGGUGAGAGGUUGAACUGGUACAUUCUGAGAAAAUGUCAAAAUGGGAGAGAAAAAUGAGAUUUGUCUAUUCAUGGAGAGAUAACAAGAAGACGUUUAAAGAUAAAGGGAUGACCUCACCUCUCCUGUAUCAAAUAUAAUGUCACCCUCUCCUCUCCUCUCCUCUCCUCUCCUCCUCUACUCUUCCAUCUCCUCUCCCCUCUCAGCAAGUUGACCAGUCUGGAGUAUCUGGACCUGUCCAACAACAACCUGAGUGUGGUUCCUCAGGGUCUGCCCAGGAGUCUGAUAUUGCUACACCUGGAGAGGAACAGUAUCCGCAGUAUCCCUGGCGAUGCCCUCACAGCCUGCCGUAACCUUGAGUACCUACUGCUGCACAACAACCAGCUUCGCUCCCACUCCAUACACCAUGCUGCAUUCCAGGUAGGCCAACAGCGCUGCAGGAUACUUGGGAUAUUUCAAUCUUAUAUAGAGGGCUAUAGGAUAUACUGCGGAUAGUUGAAUCCCCACAGGUGUAUCCGGCUCGAAGGUCCAUGAAAAAUAUUCUAAAUAUAAAGCCUGAUCUGACAGCUAGUUCAUUAUGUAUCUCUGUUAAAUGAGCCAUGAGAAAUCUGAAAUGUGCUAUGAAAUGCCAUUACAAUUACAUGAAAAUGUUCACAUAAAGAGUUUUCUCUUCUCGCCAGGGCCUGAAGAAGCUACACACCCUCCACAUGUACAACAACCAGCUGGAGCGUGUCCCCAGGGCUCUGCCCCGUCGAGCCAAGACACUCAUGCUGCUUCACAACACAAUCAAUGAGAUCGGACGCAACGACCUGGUCAUUCUCUACACCCUGACCGAGCUCAACCUCAGUUACAACCGCCUCACCAGCCCCAAGCUACACAAAGAGGGUACACUGGACCCUAUAUGGAGUAUAUGGAAAUGUUGUGUUGUGUUUUGUUGUAUUGUGUUGUACUUUGCUGUGCUGUCAUCUACAUGAAUACUGUACAUCUACAGUAGAACUAUAUGUGGCUCUUGCACACAUGUUUGAGAUUAACUGUACAGUACUUUUGUCUAUAUGAUUAUCUAUAUUUGGUCCUGCUGUAUGACACAUAAAUAAUUUCCUAACAGAUACAGUGACGUUAUCAUCAAAUAACUGAUAUGUCAGCAUAUAACUACAUUUAACUACAAUGAUUUUUGUAUCUAGUUUUUCUAUUUCGACAUAUUGUAAUGAGACCAUGUUGAUAAUCAUCCAGCCUUCAGGAAGCUGCGUCUGCUGGAGACCUUGGACCUGUCAGGGAAUGCCCUCCACUUUCUGCCCCUGGGCCUGCCCCGCUCCCUGCAGGUCCUCCGGGUGAAGGACAACCAGCUGACCUCCAUACCAGAGGGGGCACUGCAGGGCAUGGCCAAGCUCAGGAACAUCAACCUAAGCCACAACCAGCUUAGACUCAACUCCAUCUACCAGGGAGCAUGGAUGGAGCUCAGUGCUCUGACGGUGAGACUGGGGGCAGGGGAGUGUGUGUGUGGGGGGGGAGGGGUGAUGCAUGUUGAGGGAGAGAGAGGAUGCAUGUUGCCUGUGCCCCCCACCAGUCCCCCCCACCCAUGUUUCAGUGAAAACACACAAGUAACACUUACAGGUUUUCUGUGUGAUAAAGCUGGCUGUUGGCGCUGUCCGUCAUUUGUUGGACCUGUUGGUUAGCACUCAGACGGUGUAAAGAGGGAUUUAUAAAUACAGUGAUUGAUUUGAUUGAUGUGUUCCUCCAGACGUUGGACCUGUCCAGUAACCAGCUGUCCCAUGUUCCGUCUGACCUGCCUGAGUCUCUGGAGUACCUGUAUCUGCAGUCCAACCACAUCAGCACUGUCCCCGCCACCACCUUUGAGGGCACGCCCAACAUCAAGGGCAUCUUCCUACGGUGAGAGACUGGACACUAAUGCACGAACGCACACUCAGAAACACACACACACCUGAACCCAUUUCUUGGUUCAAACCCACAGCUCAUGUAAGUACCAAAUUCAAUUGUGAGUACCAAUCACUUACAGUAGAUAUGUGAAUUAAUACACUCUAUCAAAUCAGUAUAUACACGCACUCUCACUUAUGUUAUUAUAGAACAGUAAUUAAACCAUCAUUCAACUCCUGACCCUUUCCGUUAACUCCCAAACCCAGCAGAACACUCUCCUCUCCACUGUUCCAUCCGUGUCUGUAGCAUUGUUUCUGAAUGAGACAUUUUUGGCCUUCUACUCAGCUCAUAUCAUCACUCCAUUCGUUCAUCCUCUGUUGUGAGUGUGUGACUAAGUCCUAUUGAUUGAUGCCAACUGUAAGACAGAGCCACAUAUCCCCUAGUCAACUGAGUCCCAGGCUGCAUCCAAUGGCACCCUAUUCCCUAUAUAGUGCACUACUUUUGACCAGAGCCCUACUCAAAUUUAGUGCACUAUACAGGGAAUAGGGUGCCAAUAUCUGUAUUUGGUUGAUAGUUCCCUCGUUAUCCUUACUAAGUUUAUUUUCCGUUUGGAUCCAACCUACUCUGCUCUGCUGUGUGCGUGUGUUUGUUUGUGUGUGUGUGCGUGCGUGCGUACGUGAGUGCAAGCGUGUGUGUGUCUGCGUGUGGUGUGCUGUGCUGAGAAGACUGUUGCAGAGGAGGGAGCUGAUGAUGGAAUAAGUUGUAUUCCUGCUCUACUUCUGCGCUGACUGCACUCAUUAAAAUCCCUUACACAGAUACACUAUGUAUAUUACCCAUCAGGUGUUGUUGGUUUGUAGGGCGGCAGCUAGCUUAGUGGUUAAGAGCGUUGUACCAGUAAUCGAAAGGUCGCUGGCUCUAAUCCCCGAGCCGACUAGGUGAAAAAUCUGUCAAUGUGCCCUUGAGCAAGGCACUUAAACCUAAUUUCUCCUGUAAGUCGCUCUGGAUAAGAGUGUCCGCUAAAUGACUAAAAUGUAAUUAACUCUCUUAAUUAUCUGGUUGGGUUAUGAAAUGUAAAUUAUUUCAAUAAAUCAGGUAUUUUGCCAAAUUAAAGUCAUGAUUUCCUUUGUGUCGACAUUCUUGUUCAGCAGGCUGUUUUGCUCUCUUGGAAGGAGGAAUAUGCAGGAUAUAACAGAACAGAACCCAUGGUGGUAAAGUUUCAGAAAUAUUCCCCACUGUGUCUAGAUCUGUUUCUUGGCUAGUUGAUGCUCCGCUGCUUUUCCAAUUAAUUAAAUCAAGUCAAUGAUUGGAUUUCUAACUAAAACAGCUUGGAUCUGCCAAGUUGUUUUCUUUUAGUUUCCUUCCUUCUGUCCCCUUCUGACCUCUUCUUUUUCUGCAGGGCGGGCUGGGUCCCAACACUCUAAACCAGCAAAAUCAUUGUCUCCUCAUCUACUUGUAUCAUUUCCUUUUGCUACCACUGAUCUGAAUAUUUACUAGUGUAUGAAGCUAGGUUAGUAUCAGUUUCCAUCAUAUUAAUAUUUGUACUUACAUGUAGAACUCUAAUCAUUUCAGGUCAGUUUGGCCAGCGGUCAGUUUGGAAAGCAAACCAUCCAAGACCGUUGGGACGCUGCCCUGAGGUUUUGUCGGUUUGGUUUUGCGGAGUCUAAUUGACCACUUUAUCGGAUAAUGAACUUUACAGACCCUGACCCCGUCCAGCCCACUCUCUCCGUUCGGCCUGUUGGUCUCUUCAUGCUGUGGGCUCAGCCUCAGCAGCAUCUGCUGCAGUAUCACAGCAGUUAGGAACACUUGUUUUUCCACCAAAUCCCAACACAUCUGGGAGCUGCUGGCCUGAGCCAAUUACAGCCUAUCUGGAAUGCAGCAUGGCCUCAGUGGGGGAGGGGAGGUGGAUUUGUGUGUGUGUGCACAUCUAUUUGAGUCUGUUUAGCCUAUGCCUGCAUCUGUUUACAUUGAGUGUGUGAAUAUAAAUGUGUGCGUAUGUGAGUGUGCCCGCACAUGCGUGAGUAUGCAGCAUGUGUGAGUGUCUGGGUCAGAUAAUGAGUGAAUUAGAAACUAAGAUGGGUCGGAUUCACUGACACUCAAGACGUCAUAGAUUCUGAAGACAGUGGAAAAUUGGCUUGAUUCGGAUAACAUGGCCUUAUUUCCCCUUGAUGCAGUAUAGGGAGUGCUCACUAACUUAAUAGAACUGUGAAUGGAAGGCAAACAGACACUCUAAUUAGCUGAAUUACUGAAUCUCAGCAUCUGAUUUGUUUACACCACAUGUUGUGUCGGUCCUUAUGGACAAUAUUCACAUCAGAUUGGUUCUUAUAAUAUGCUGGUUCAGAUUCUAAACACAGCAUCCUAUCAGUUAGCAGCUCUUGCUGUGCUGGUUUACACAUCAAACUCAAGCAUCUGCUCAGUCAUCAUCACAUAUUGGGAAUUUGACUACUAACCUUUACUAUGUCUCCCUCUCAGGUUCAACCGUCUGUUAGCCCACUCUGUGAAGGAGAGCUCCUUCAAACACCUGACCAAUCUGCAGGUGCUGGACAUCGGCCACUCGAGCCACUCGGACCCCUCCGGAUCCUCCUCCAGACGAGAGGAAGAGAAGGAGGAAGAGAUGGAGAUGAUGGAAGAGGAAGAAGGAUUCACUUCAUAA